AUGGGAGGUCGGGAGAUGGGAGGUGGGGAGAUGGGAGGUGGGGAGAUGGGAGGUGGGGAGAUGGGAGGUGGGGAGAUGAGAGGUGGGGAGAUGAGAGGUGGGGAGGUGAGACGUGGGGAGAUAAGAGGUGGGGAGAUGAAAGGUGGGGAGGUGAGAGGUGGGGAGGUAUACCCCGCGUUUACUGGGCUGCUAUCCAGCAGCGCAGCAGUCAACCCGGCCUUCCACGCGUGGAACCUGGUGCGCCUGGUGUACUGCGAUGGGGGCGGGUACACGGGCACGAGAGGGCGCAUAGAAGUGGCAGGAAACAAGAGCUUGUACCUGGACGGGUGGAACAUCGUGCAGGCUGUGCUGAAAGAUCUGAGGGAGAAGAGGGGCAUGGCAGCAGCAUCGCGCAUCCUGCUCUCGGGCAGUUCAGCAGGCGGGCAGGCAGUGGUGAUGCUGUGUGACCGAGUGGCUGCUGCCUUCCCUGCCGCCUACACCAAAUGCCAAGGACCAGUUCGGGCAGUACCGGUGACGUGGCGGGGCAACGUGCAGCAAGUGACCUCUGAGUCGACUCAAAAGUCACCCCUCCACUCUCUCGCCCACCCUGCCUGCCCCCUCCCGCCCCUCUCACGUGCAGACGCCAAGGACCGGUUUGGGCAGUACCGGUGGCGGGACAGCGUGCGGCAACUGGCGGCCUUCCACCAGAUCAACAUCCCCCCCUGCCCUAGAGGCGCCUCAGACUCCUGGAUGUGCUUCUUCCCUCAGUACGCCCUGCCCACAGUAACCACCCCCAUCUUUGUCUACCAGGCUCUCUUCGACCUCGUUCUGAUACCAUUUGGUAACCAGCUGGGGCCAAACACCUCAUACAACGCCAAGUGUCUUAGAGAUGAGCUGUUUCAGCAGCGGCCGAAUGUGAGCCUGAUAGUGGAGAGGAGAUCGUGGGACCAGGGGCAUACCAACAGCCAUUCUUCCUCCUCGUCUGUCCACCUGCGCUCCGCUCGCCGCCUGUGGGCAGCUGGAGCGGCGGGAGGGGCGGCGGCAGCAGCAGCAGCAGCAGCAGCAGCGGUUCGAGGCGAAGCCCUCAGCCGCGUGGGCGCGUGGCGCACGACGCGUGGGCGGCGCGUGAGUGCGGCACGUGGCGCUAUGGUACUGGAGAAGGACCUGUUUCGGUUCUACGAGCGGCUCAAGGAGUCGUGCGCGCGCAGCGGUGACCACACGUUGCACGUCUUCGUCGCCGGCAUCUACGUCGACUCCGCCGUCGCGCUCAAGAUCCUCACGGACUUGCUACGAGCUGACUCGCUACAGUACUCGGUGUUCCCCGUGUAUGGCUAUGAUGACAUCACCGCACAUGCCAGCAAGGCUGCGGCUGGUAACCAGGCGUACACGGCAGUGUUUCUCAACUGCGGGGCGACGGAGGACCUGUGUGGGCUGCUGGGCGUGGGGCCGUCUGUGUCGCUCUUUGUGCUGGACUGCCAUCGCCCCGUGCACCUCACCAACGCCGCUCUGCACAACACCAAGGUGGUGCUAGCGCAUGAACACCUCUGGCUUGCGUGUGUGUCCAUCACGGACCAGUUUGUGCAUUCUCGUCUUGCCCCCGAGCACUACACUGCUGGCUGCCUCGACCUGGAGGAGAAGGUGACGACAGCAGCGGCCAUGGAGGCGCCACGGUCAGCAGUGAUGGAGGAUGGCGUGUCGGUCAAGCUACCGGACAUGGGCCGCAUACAGUUCCAACACGAGCUACGGCUCAUGUGCCUCCCUCGGUGGAACCUCUUUGACUCGCUGCUCUACUCCUCCUACCCCGCCACCAAGCUCAAGACCUGGACGGAGCCCGGGCUCCGGCGCCUGCGCCUGCUGCUGGGCCAGCUCGGCAUCCCCCACGCGCAGGCCAAGCAGCGCUACCCCUUCAUGCCCGCUGCUACUCGCAGUCGCUUAAAGGACGACGUGCAGCGCUUUGGUCCGAGCCACGGGCUGUCAGACAUGUGCUACCGCGCGUUCCACCGAUACAACGGAUACAAGUUCCACAUGUCGGCAUCAGACGUGGUGUAUGGCAUCACAGCGCUGCUGGAGAGCCACUCGCCUGCACCCACGGGGCUUGCACCCGGGGACAAUGGCGCCGCACACGCUCACACCAACGACUCCUUCUGGACUGCUCUCUCCGCGCUGCACCUGCGCGGGUGGAAGCAGCUAGAAGAGGGCAUGGAUCUGGCCAUCCGCAUGCAGGCAGCGCUGGUCCGCCAGGGCAGCCUUGCCAUCGCCAAGAAGGGCGCCAUCCGCAGCACGUGUGGGAGGCACCGGUUCCGCUACAUGCUGCUGGACGACCACAGCGACGCACGCCUCAUUGCGCAUCCCCUGGCGCUCACGCGCCUGCUGCUCUUCCUCAUGGACGCACUCAAGGAGCAAGGCGAGCGGCCUCGCCCCAUGGUGGUGGCAGCAUCACUGCCAUCAUCGCCAUCAGCACUCAUCGUCGGAGUGUCACACAAACCGAGGCUUGGCCAACUCAUGGGAAACACGUUUGGCGUUGCGUUUGCGAGGGCAGGGGAGCGGCUGGGGGCCGCGUGUGGGUACCGGCAGGACAUGUUUGAAUCAUCAUGUGCCGUGCUGCAGCGCACACACGUCUCCCACUUCUUCCGCCACCUGGAAGAGGUCAUGAAUGACGACAGCGCCGAUGCAGUGAACCUGGACAUGGGCAUGGGCUUGGGUGCAGGGAAACAUGGUAGGGCAGGUGAGAAUGGGCCGGGCUUUCGUGCUGCAGAGGGAGUUGAGGCGGGAGUUGAGGCGGGAGAGAACAAUGGCAGCGGUAGAGGUGGUGAUGGGAACGGGGAAGAAUCCGGCGCUGCUGCCGUUGGUGCUGGUGAUAGGGAAGCUGCUGCCGCUGCUGCUGAUCCUGAUAGUGUCGCUGGUGAUGAUGAUGAUGGUGGUGCUGCUGCUCAUGCUGCUGCUCAUGCUGCUGCUGCUGCUGCUGCUGAUGCUGAAGGUAUCCAGAAGGCCGGUGACAGUGAUGACGACAAUGAAGCUGAUGCUGCUAAUGGGAUCCAGUCUGGAACUUGA
This is a messenger RNA of Closterium sp. NIES-65, 3030 nucleotides long. The record is from the annotation of a GenBank genome assembly. NCBI's taxonomy places the organism in Eukaryota, Viridiplantae, Streptophyta, Zygnematophyceae, Desmidiales, Closteriaceae.